CAAAUUCGGCAUCCAGAUUCGAGUCAAUAUAUGGUUUUCGCGUCGAACUUUGGAAGGCAUCGAGUGGUAUCAUUUCACAUUGAUAUUUAGUGCUCCGAUGGGGAAGGUUACGAGAAUGGCCUUUCACUCUUCGCCAUGGCCAUUGGGAAGUCAUGAUGCAUAUGUUCUCGGAAAAAAGCAUCUUCAUGUAAGGUCUAGGCUUUCGGUUACGUUGAUCAUUUUCACUCACUGUAUUCUGUUUUCUUGGAUAUUCGUUACGAGGUAUGUUCGACAAGUCAUGUCUCACAUCUUAACUGCCGAUAUGUAUUAUGAUUCUUUAGCCACAUAUUUGACGCAUCCGUUUCGAAUCCAUGACAAUGGUGACAUUCCUAUUGUAAACCUUUGGAUGCGGAAAGCACUACCUAUACGCGACACAUUGAAGCACGUAAUGGUGAGCAAGCUGCAUAUGAAUGCUAACACGGUACAUGAAGGAGUGCUGUUGAGGUGCUAAAGCGUGGGGGAGUGUGCAUCAUUGGAGGAGAGGUCGCCCAGUUAUUCUAUUUGUAUGGAGAACUACCUGGCCCAUACCAAUCCUACACCCUAUCCCCUACAUAUGUACUUACUGUGGUUGUAUACAUGUGAAAGAG
Messenger RNA from Aaosphaeria arxii CBS 175.79, 626 nucleotides. RefSeq lists its product as uncharacterized. Bases 98 to 490 code for a protein of 130 amino acids. The record is from RefSeq and is a predicted model, not a curated record. The transcript has a single exon. NCBI's taxonomy places the organism in Eukaryota, Fungi, Ascomycota, Dothideomycetes, Pleosporales.